Messenger RNA from Lathyrus oleraceus (garden pea), 1213 nucleotides. Its product is annotated as pterocarpan synthase 1. The record is from RefSeq and is a predicted model, not a curated record. NCBI's taxonomy places the organism in Eukaryota, Viridiplantae, Streptophyta, Magnoliopsida, Fabales, Fabaceae. Bases 235 to 891 code for a protein of 218 amino acids. The transcript has a single exon.
GUGGAUGAAUAGAAUUAGAAUUGGAUUUGAUAUUGGAUCCUUCCAACAGCUUCAAUGAGGAAAGUUUGAAUCUUGCAAAAGAAACAAGAAUAUAUAAAUAUAUAUUGCAGAACCAUGUUCUUUUUAGAAAUACUUUUCAAAUCAUCUGUCUAUAAAUACAAUCCUCUUUCUCUUUGGAAUUAGACAUCACAAACCAAACCAACAAUACAUUACCUAUUCACCAAUAUUAUCACCAUGUCUAACUCCAAAACCUUCUUAUCUCUAACCUUCUUCACAACCUUUCUAUUCUUUUCCUUUGUAAACGCCACUUACUAUCAAGACAUAUCUCCAUCAUUCCUUGGUUUCAAACAAGAGAAACUCACUCACAUCCACUUUUUCUUGCAUGACAUCGUUACAGGCCCAAAACCCACCAUGAUCAUAGCCUCCGAAUCUCCUUUAAACGGUAAAUCCGAAUCUCCCUUACCGUUCGGGUCCAUAGUGGUUCUGGAAGAUCCACUGACCGUUGGACCCGAACUUAACUCCGAACUAAUCGGAAAAGCCCAAGGCUUUUACGUAACCGUCUCUCAAGCUGCCGUGCUUGAAUUGGAGUUAGUUAUGGGAAUGACUUUUGUGUUCACAGGAGGGAAAUACAACGGUAGCACACUAAGUGUGCUUGGGCGCAACGAGAUCAUUUCUCCGAUAAGAGAAAUGCCGAUUAUCGGUGGAACCGGAGAAUUUCGAUUCGCACGUGGUUUUCUUCAGGCGAAAUCUCAUGCAGUUGAUUAUCAUAAAGGUGAUGCUCAUGUGGAAUAUAAUGUCUAUGUCUUUCAUUAUCCUUCAACUUCAUCAUCUUCAGAAGAUUUUGCUGAGGGUAGUCGAUUCAUGAAGGAACCUAUGUUUGGCCAAAUAUAGAGAAAAAAGUUUUCUGAUACUUAAUAUAAAAAAGUAAUUUACAUUUUAAAUUUAUUCAAAAAUCAAUGUAUUUAGAUAAUAUAUAAUCUAAAUACAUUAAUUUUUCAAUUUUAAUUAAAAGUAAAAAGAAUUAUAUUAAGUACGAAAGAAAUCAAAUAGAUUAUAAGUGGAGAAUAAGUUGCAUAUGUGUAAGUUAGCUAAAUAAUUGGGAUGCUUAUUAUUGUUAGUUUGUAAUUAGAGGGAGAAGAGACAGAUGAGAAUGAAUAAAUGUAUUUGACCUAAAAAAUAUAUAAUUGUCAAUAAAAGUUUAUGAUGUUUUCUA